CUGCAUAAUUACUUACGUAUUUUCUCAUCCUAGUAGUACGUCGGAUAAGUUAUUUCGUGUUAUUCCUUGAAAUAGUUCUGUUUGGUUCUUGCAACGCAUUGUUAAUGUUUUCGCAUGUAAUUAUUUCAUUAAAUUUUCAAGCAAAUUUGUUUCGUUUUCAUACGUUCUAAUAAUCAGCAUUUUUACGUUUUUUCGUAACAAAGGCAGCUAAGAUGCCGGUAUUUCAUACAAAAACCAUAGAAAGUAUCCUCGAGCCUGUCGCACAGCAGGAUGAAACUAAAAGGAGACAGAUUUUCGAUAAAAGGAAUUCAUUAAUUAAUUUCAUCUUUAGAAAUAAUUCACUUGUCAUAAUAUAAAAUAGGUUGCAAUUUUUUUACAUAUAUUUUAUCUGAUCUAUUUGUAAAAUAUAUUUAUAUAAUUUAAGAUCUGUCAAACUAGAAUUAUUUGUUAAAAACAUAACAUUUAAUACAUGUUAUGAAAUUUAUAAUUUUAAUUUUAUGCCAUUAAUUAUUAUGAAUGAUGUUAUUAUCAUGGUAAACCUGCCAAGUGACUUGUCUUUCUUUAUAUAGAACUAUGACAUCAUUCUACAAAUAUAGGAUAGGGAUACUAAAUUCAUCUUUAGGUCUAAAAGGUUUCAAGACUUGUCAUCUUACAUGAAGAAGCUGAAGAUGGAAAUGCAAUACCUGAUUUGGGAAGGCCUGUGCAAGCAGUUAGUAUGGCAGUGGCAAAUCUUGUUAAGGUAGGAAAAGAAACAAUUAAUUCUUCUGAUGAUGCUUUACUUAAACAAGAUAUGCCUGCUGCUUUACAACGAGUUGAAGGAGCUUCACGUCUCUUGGAAGAGGCAUCAGCUAUGUUAAAACAAGACCCAUAUUCUGGACCAGCUAGGAAAAAGCUAAUAGAAGGUUCACGUGGGAUCCUUCAAGGAACUAGUUCCUUACUUCUGUGCUUUGAUGAAAGUGAAGUACGUAAAAUUAUUAGGGAAUGCAAAAGAGUACUAGAUUAUUUGGCAGUAACAGAAGUUAUUGAAACAAUGGAAGAUUUGGUUCAUUUUCUUAAAAAUUUAAGUCCUUGUCUCAGCAAAGUAUCGAAAGAAGUGAGUGCUCGUGAAAAAGAACUAACUCAUCAAGUACAUAGAGAAAUUCUGGUACGCUGCUUAGAGCAAGUAAAAACACUUGCACCAAUUCUCAUCUGCUCUAUGAAAAUAUUUAUUCACAUUAUUUCUCAAGGAAGUAAAGGAGCAGAAGAAGCAGCUGAAAAUCGUAACUAUUUAGCUGGCAGAAUGUCAGAUGAAUUAAAUGAAAUUAUUAGGGUAUUGCAACUUACUACAUAUGAUGAAGAAGAAUGGGAUGCUGACCAGUUAACAGUAUUAAAGAAAGCACAAAGUGCUAUAGAAUCUAGGAUAAGAGCUGCUUAUGAUUGGUUAGAUGAUGGACUUGCUUUGCGCGGUGGAGUAGGAGAAAAGAGUCUUCGUCAAAUAGUUGAACAAGCACAACGAUUGGCAGAAAGAUAUCUCCCGUCUUCACAGGCAGAACCAUUACAAAAAUUAACUUCACAAAUUGUUACUAUGACCAAUGCACUUUGUGAAUUAAGACAGAAUGAAAAAGGAACUACACCGCAAGCGGAAGCUUUAGCGCGUGGUAUAAAAGAAAAAACAAACGAACUUCGCAAUGCUAUUGCCUCUGCUAUAGAAGCUGCUGAUAAAUCUGGUACUACGCAAACUGCUCACACAGUUGCAGGUCGUCUAGAACAAGCGAAUAAAUGGCUUCUUAAUCCACAACAUGAUGAUAAAGGACUUGGUCAGAGAGCUAUAGCUUUAAUUAUACAUGAAGGAAAAAAGGUUGCCGAAGGUCUACCAGGAAUACAUAAAGCAGAAAUUCUACAACUUUGCGAUGAAGUUGACAAUCUCUCUCAUCAACUUGGAGAUUUAUGCGCUCAUGGUCAAGGAAACACACCUCGUGCCCAAGAAAUCGCUCGUCAAUUGUCGCAUAAGCUGUAUGAACUGAAAAAUAGAAUACAACAAGCCGUUGUGUCGAGAGUAGUCGAAGAUUUCAUCGAUAUAACGACGCCUUUAAAACAAUUCACGGACGCUGUAUUAGCUCCGGAAGGAACUUUAGGCCGCGAUCAAAAUUUCAAUGAUAAAACGCAUGCUCUUCAAACAUUUUCCAAUAGGGCAGCAAAAACAGCCAGAAUGGUGGCUGCUGGUGGUAGUGGAGGUAACAAAAAAUUAGCGGAAGCGUUAACUGCAAGUGCUUCGCAAGUUGAAUCUUUAACACCACAAUUAAUUAAUGCUGGACGAAUUCGAAUGACUUAUCCGGACAGCAAAGCUGCGGAUGAACAUUUUGAAAAUUUGCGACAGCAAUAUGCAGAAACAAUGCAGAGAGCACGUGCAUUAUGUGAUGAAGCAACUGAUAGUGGAGAUUUCAUUAGAACUUCUGAAGAACAAAUGCAAAAACAUUCGUUCCUAUGUGAGGAAGCUAUAGCAAAAAGUCAUCCACAAAAAAUGGUUGACAAUACAGCUGCCAUUGCUAGAUUGGCUAACAGAGUAAUACUUGUGGCAAAACAAGAAAGUGAUAAUAGCGAGGAUCCUGCGUUCAUUCAAAGAGUUAAUCAAGCUACAGAUAUUCUCCAAAAUAGUGUUGCUCCGAUGGUCCAAGAUGCAAAGUUAGUUGCGAUUAAUAUUAACGAUAGUAAUGCAAUUUCCCGUUGGAGAGAAAGUAACCGCGCACUUUUGUCUAAUGUUGGACAAGUCCGUAAAGCUAUCAUAAUUCAACCAGAUCUAAUACCUCCACCAGAGGUAUCGCAAUUACAUCUUAAUGAUGAAAAACAAUUGCCAAGCUGUCAAUAUAAUUACUUCAUAGACAAAGUUGGUGAACCUUUAAGAAAUCAACCAUCGCCAAGCAAUUUAUGUGUCGUCAGCUCCAAUUUAAACACAAAUAAACCUCAACAUCGCUCUAUCAGCCCAUUACCAAAGUGGGCACGUGAAGGAGAUAACCCUGAUCUCCUAUAUCAAGAACUGGCUUCUGACAACGAGUUAGAAAAAUCAGUUCACGAUGGAGGCUACUACUAUGAUUAUGGUAAUAAUGAAGAAGUCGUCCCACCGCGUCCACCUCUGCCUGGUGGAGAUAUUCCGCCUCCACGACCUCCACCACCAGAAACGGAUGACGAGGAUGAAAUGUUUAUGCACGCACCACAGCCUAAUCAGCCUAUAAUGAUGGCUGCUCAUGGCUUGCAUCAAGAAGUACGACAAUGGUCAAGCAAAGACAAUGAAAUUAUUGCUGCUGCAAAGAAGAUGGCUAUUUUAAUGGGUCGAUUAUCAGGUUUAGUUAGAGGAGAAGGUGGUAAUAAACGGGAUCUGAUCGCAUGUGCUAAGGCCAUUGCAGAAGCUUCUCAGGAAGUAACUCGUUUAGCUAAGGAAUUAGCUAGAGAAUGUACCGACAAACGUAUUCGUACUAAUCUUCUUCAAGUUUGUGAACGAAUACCUACUAUAGGUACACAAUUAAAAAUAUUGUCUACAGUGAAAGCUACAAUGCUAGGUGCACAAGAGACGCUCCCCACCUGGGAAGAGUUGAUGCUUUAUGGUACAGAAGAAGAUCAGGAAGCAACAGACAUGUUAGUUGGAAAUGCUCAAAAUCUUAUGCAAAGCGUAAAAGAAACUGUACGUGCUGCAGAAUGUGCCAGUAUAAAGAUACGUACUGCAUCUGGUAUGAAAUUACGCUGGGUGCGACGACAGCCUUGGUAUCAGUACUAAGAAAAAAGAAUUGCUA
Molecule: messenger RNA, 3764 nt
Organism: Bombus pascuorum
Lineage: Eukaryota; Metazoa; Arthropoda; Insecta; Hymenoptera; Apidae
Gene: Vinc
Product: vinculin
Exons: 21
Coding region: 716-3748 (1010 amino acids)
Biological process (GO): cell adhesion
Cellular component (GO): actin cytoskeleton
Molecular function (GO): structural molecule activity; actin filament binding
Source: RefSeq, a predicted model, not a curated record